Messenger RNA from Heterocephalus glaber (naked mole-rat), 7276 nucleotides. The record is from RefSeq and is a predicted model, not a curated record. Lineage: Eukaryota; Metazoa; Chordata; Mammalia; Rodentia; Bathyergidae.
AGAGGAGCCUUUCAUUCUGGGCUCCUGGACAGUCCUAGGUUUUGUCUGAACCCACAGAAGGCUUUACGGUGGGAGGUGGGGCCCGCUUCGUCAGCCAGGCGGCCUCCGAAAGCGCCAGGCCCAAGGUGGUUGCCGCAGCCGCGGGGCUGGGUUCAGGCGUCCACGCCUCAGCUCGCGCUGUGCUGUCCCUUCCCCCGCUCGUCUCCGCCCGCCCUGGGGCCCGCGGUCGCCCGCCCGUCGCGCCAUCUUCUGUCAAGGCUCCCGGUCCCCGGGCGUUUGUAUUUCCGAAGUGAGUUUUUCUUGGCUGUAAAUGAAUUGACAGCGAAAGUUUUCUUCAAAAAUGGAUGGAAUGUCUUCAGAGGCCAAUGAAGAAAAUGACAAUACAGAGAGACCUGUUAGAAGACGGCAUUCCUCAAUUUUGAAACCCCCAAGGAGUCCUCUUCAGGACCUCAGAAGUGGGAAUGAAACAGUUCAGGAAUCCAAUGCUUUGAGAAAUAAGAAAAGCUCUCGUCGAGUCAGCUUUGCAAAUACUAUAAAGGUAUUCCAGACAGAGUCUCAUACGAAAACAGUGAGAAAGUCAGAAAUAACAGAAACAGAAGCAGGAGAAAAUGUUCUGUUUACCUGGGAUAAGAAUUCAGAAGAUAAUUAUUGUGAGAUUACUGCGAUGAAUACAUUGCUUUGUGCUCCCAUUCAGACCCAGAUACAGGAAAGAGAGUUUUCAAGUAUAGAACACAACCAUGAAGGGAAACAUGCAAAUGAUCAGACAGUCAUCUUUUCAGCUGAAAACCAGAUGGAUCUGACAGCAAGUCAUACUGUGUUGAUUACCAAAGACCUUUCAGAUUGUUCCAAAAAUGAAAAAUCCACUAAGAUAGAUACCACAUCCUUUCUGGCUAACUUAAAGCGCCACACUGAGGAUUCAAGAAUGAAAAAAGAAUUAAAAUUUUCCACGGAUCAAAACACUUCAGAAAAGAAAAUAAAUUCUAAUGACUUCAUAAAAAGAUUGAAAACAGGGAAGUAUAAUGCUUCUCCUUUUACAGGGGGUAAUAAAGAAAAUUCUGAAAUUCCCAUUUAUUCCAAGGAAUCAAAUAAUGUCCCUUUCAUCCAUCAAAUAUGUACAUCUCUUAAUGUAGAUGAGAAAAGUAGUAAUGUGACUAGAAUCUUUAGAGGACAAGAUGAUGGAAUGAAUUUCACCCAGUGUCACACAGCCAAUAUUCAGACUUUGGUUCCCACAACCACUGAGGCCAACUUAAGGGAAUUUAAAAGUGACAUUACAAUUUAUGGCAAUGACUGUAUGGACUUGACAAUUAACCACACAUUACAGGUUUUACCCUCUGCAGAUACAGACAAAGAAAAUCAAACUCAGACUGUCAUGGAUAUUGCAACAGAUAAUGGAACUAAAGCUCUAGGGAAGAACACAAUCUUUAAGAAUAACUUAAAUGUUGCUUUUCCAGACCCUUCCUUAAACCCUGAAGAUAAAGUACAUAUAACCAGAAAUCAUAUUAGAGAGUCAGAAACUUGCGCAAUCACUCAGACUUCUGAUCGAGAUGCCAGAACAUUGUCAGUGACCCAAGGAUCUAUUUGUUAUAGUCCACUUAUUCAAGGUAAUAAGACAGUUUUUUACUCUACUUGUAAUGAUGCCAUGGAACUCACCAAGUGUCUCUCAAGUGUGAAAGGGGAGACAACUUUGCUAAAGCAUGAUAAUAAUUAUUUAAAAGUAUGUCCCAAUCCAGAUGCCAUCCCUUGUCUCAUAGAGAAAACUGUUUACUCAGGAGAAGACAGCAUGGACAUUACCAAGAGUCACACAGUUACAAUAGACAAUCAAAUUUUUAAACAAAAUCAACCAGAUGUACAGAUAGCAGCCUCACCAAUAUCUGAAAAGGAAAUGAUGCUCCAAAAUUACACAACUGGAUCAGAAGAUAGAAAAAUGAAUGUAAAUUAUAGCUUAGUUCCUGGUGUACCUAAGGGAAUAUUACAGUGGAGCCUGCCCUAUCAUGAUGAAGAUUCUCCUCCAUCAGCUGUUUAUAAUGAGGACAUAGCAACAAACCACAAUAUAGUAUAUUCUGGGGCAGUUCUUGAUAAACAAGCACCACUAAGAAAUAAUAGAAAUACAAUUUCAAGUGAGAACUUGACAAUUAACCACACAUUACAAGUUUUACCCUCUGCAGAUAAUUCAUCUGAAACAGAAAAUCAAACUCAGACUGUAAUGAAUAUUGCAGCAGAUUAUGGAAUUAAAGCUCUAGGAAAGAACACAAUCUUUAAGAAUACAUUUUCUAACUCAGAGCCAUUAUUUUCAUCAGAAAGACAGUCUGACAUGAAGAAUUAUAAUAUUGCUGUAAACAGUCAUAUAGUGAAAUCAGUACUAGGCCAGAAUUCUAUACUUUCUGAGCCACUGAGGAAAAGUUUAGGUGAUCCUACACAUGACCGUUCUCAUGAUAAGUUGAGUAUUUUUUCAGAGGAGGAGCAAGCUAUGGAUCUAACUAAGAGUCACACUGUUGUCAUUGGAUUUGGUCCUGCUGAACUACAGGAAAUUAGUAAUACUAAUGUAGAACCCAGAACCACCCAGCUCCCAAGAGAAAGCAUACAGACAGCUGUAAAAGUGGAAAAAUGUGAUGAAAGUCCUGUACAGAAAACUGAAGUAUUUAUGUGUAAUGAUAAGGACAUGUUAGAAGACAAAGAUAUACAGAAACCUGUAUUCCUAAAAGAAAAACAAAAUGUCAAAAAUUGUGGAAGGAAAAGUGUUGGUGCAGUAAAAAUUGAUAAGACUAUGGUAUUUUUAGAGGAUGAUGAGAAUGAUAUGGAUAUCACUAAGAGUUACACAGUGGAAAUAAACCAUAAACCUUUAUUAGAUAAACCUGACUCUCAUCUGGUACCUUUGGCAGGAACUUCUAAAUCUAUUUUGUAUGCAUGUUGGCAGGAUGAUAUGGAGAUCACUAGAAGUCACACAACUGCUUUAGAAUGCAAACCUAUCUCACCAGAUGAAAUAACCUCUAGGCCUAUGGACAAAACUUUAAUAUUUGUAAAUAAUCAUGAUGAACUAGAAAUGACCAAGUCCCAUACUGUUUUCAUUGACUUCCAAGCAGAAGAGAAAACCAUACUUCCGGAUAGAACUACCUCUGAACAAUCCAGAAGGAAAAGCUUACAAAACCCAAAAGCGACAUCUGGUGAGGAGAAUGUAUUCUUUUCUGAAAAUGACCGCCCAGCACCAAUAGGUGAACAGGUAACAGUGCUAGAGGAAUUGUCUAAUAUAGGCCCUACAGAGAAAGCUAUAGCACCUAUAUCUGAUGAGAACAUGGACAUGUCUAAAUUAACCACUUGGAAAAAUGUUGAAGAUAUACAAAAGCCUGGAUCUGUGAAUGAACCUCUAUCAGUCAAAAGUCAGAGAAGAAAAAGCCUUAGGCUCAAAAAUGACAAGGCCAUUGCAUUUUCAGAGAAUGAUAAAAAUGACAUGGAUAUCACCCAGAGCUGUAUGGAGGGAACAAAUAGCAAAAGUGCUCUUGAAGAGAGGGAGGACUUCAGUGUGGUACCUUUGACUGGAAUCUCUAAAACUGUUUUAUAUGCCUGUGGGCAGGAUGACAUGGAGAUCACCAGAAGUCAUACGAUUGCCUCAGCAUAUAAAACUGUGUCACUAGACAAAGUAACUAUUCGGCCUAUGGAUAAAACUGUAAUGUUUGUAGACAAUAAUGAUUUGGAAGUCACCAAGUCCCAAACUGUUUUCAUUGAUUGUCAGGCCACAGAGAAAAUACUUAAAGAAUAUCCUAAAUUUGGAGUAACAAGAGAAAAUAAUCUGAGUGUUCAUUUUCCUAAGGAUGAUAGCUAUGUUGAAGAAAUCACUAAAAACCAAGCACUGGCUGUAGAAAACAAAGUUGUUCUUCAACCUGAGCCAAAGGAUCAUAUGAUACCUCUUGUUCUUACUAAUACAUUCUCUAGGCAUCAAAGUGAAAUGGAAAUAAUCAAAUUCCAUGAGGUUGUUACAGAUGAAAAGGUCAUGGAAAAAGUUGUAGACCAGGUUUAUACAUUGGAAACAGGGAGAAAUGAAAGCUGUCGCUUAAAUAGUGCAGAUACAAAAAAUGUAGAUUUUGCAGGUAGUGUAGCUGCUAUUUGUGGAUCCAGUGAUAAUUCUUCUUCUUCACCAGAUGUUAUUUCUCCUUUUGAUAAUUUGGAGAAUAAUGUCAUAUCAUUAUGUGAUAAAGAUAAAGCCAGUAAGUGCCUAGUGCAAAAUGAUCUUGCUUUUGCAGAUAAUUUAGCCAGUGAAUACUUUGCCCCUUGUCCUUUGUUAGAGAAGGAAGAAGUUACUCCAACUGAUUCCAAAGGACAGAUAGACUGUGCUGUAACACUGCUCAAAGAUCAAGAUCUGCAAAAAGAGCCUCAAAACUUAGUUAGUCAAACUGUAGUACAUAAUCAAAACUUGGGGGAAAUGACUAAACUUAAUUCAAAGCGGGUAUCUUUUAAGCUCCCAAAGGAUCAAAUGGAGGCCUUUGCUGAUAUAUUUGUUACUUCUCAGCCUUAUGUCUCAACCCAGCAACCUCUGUUAACCCAAAAAGGACAGAGUGUCAAUGAAGAUGAGUCAAAACUGUCUAACACUGAAAAUAAGAGUUUAAAUAUUGUUACAGAAAAAUUCUCUGUACCCACGUGUUCAGACAAAUCCAAAAUGCUCAAUAAUGAGAAACAGUGUGCUAUAGUCUGUAAAAAAGAACUAAAGGAAAAUAUUCAGCCAGCUAAAUGUAAUACAGUUAUAGAUAACAACAGUAACACAGGCUUGACUACCCAAGUGGUUCAAGCCAAUACCAAUGCUAGAGAAGCAGGUCCCAUACUUGCAUCUAAUGUUCCAUGUUGUAGUAAUAUCAAGCUGAGUCUGAAUAAUUUGAAUGGAAAACCUGGAGAGUUAGAUUUUCAAACUGCUUACAUACUACCUUCGGAAGAAUUACUCAAAUUAGAAAACAAGGCACUCAAUAAUAUGACUAUUGUACAAUCUACAGAACUAGAUAAUAUUAACAUAACAUCCAGUGAUGCUAAACAUAACAAAGUUAAAGAAAAUAAAAAUUCUCAUAAUGGAGAUGAAACUACCUCUGCACCAUUAAAGACAGUUAAAGAUAAAACGAGAUGUUCUUUGGGAAUCUUUUUGCCCAGAUUGCCAAACAAGAGAAAUUGUAGUGUUACUGGUAUUGAUGACCUAGAGCAGAUUCCAGUAGAUACAACUGCUCUAAGUCACUCAGAAACUCAACCAGUCUCCAGCAAAGAUUCAGGAAUUGGAUCUGUUGCAGCUAAACUGAAUUUAAGUCCAUCUCAGUAUAUAAAUGAGGAAAAUCUUCCCAUAUAUUCUGGUGAGAUUAAUUCCUCAGACUCGAUUAGCAUAGAAAUUGAGGGAAAGGCUUUGAUUGAGAAAUAUCAAGAAGAGAUUUCACCAUCUGAAGACAAAAUGGAAGAAACGAGCAAUAGCCAAAAAAGAACCUGGGUACAAGAAGAAGAUGAUGUUGAAAAUGAGAAAAAAAUCAGAAAAUAUGAGAUUAAGCUUGAGGAUUCUACACAACAUCAGGAGAUUUUUGAUCACCAUACUGAAGGGAAUAUAGAUAAAAAUGCUAACAGUGUCUUGAUAAAAAGACUGAGCAGGACUCCGUCUAGUUCCAGCAGCUCUCUGGAUUCAGUCAAGGCUGAUGGGACCUCUCUGGACUUUAGCAUGUACCGGAAUAGUCAAAUGGAAUCCCAGUUUCUUGGACACACUAUUUGUGAAGAGAGCUUGAGGGAGAAACUCAAGGAUGGGAGAAUAACAGUAAGAGAGUUCUUUAUACUUCUUCAGGUUCACAUCUUGAUACAGAAACCCCGGGAAAGUAGUCUCCCAGCCAAAUUUACUAUAAACACAUCACCUACUCCAGAAGACCUAAUAUUGAGACAAUAUAUUUAUGGACCCAAGAUACAGAUUUAUAGAGAAGAUUGUGAGGUUCUUCACCAAAAGAUUGAAGAAUUAAAAGUGUCUGCAUUGAACCAAGAUAAACUGUUGACUGAUGUAAACAGAAACCUGUGGGAAAAUAUGAGACACUGCUCUGAUGAAGAGCUAAAGGCCUUUGGAAUUCACCUUAACAAAAUAAAGUCACGUUUUACCAAGAUGACUAAAGUCUUCACUCACCAAGGAAAAGUGGCUCUGUACAGCAAGCUGGUGCAGUCAGCUCAGAAUGAAAGGGAGAGACUUCAUAUAAGGAUAGAUGAGAUGAACAAUAUACUUAAGAAGACUGAUAACUGUCUCACUGAGGUGGAAAUAGAAAUUAAGAAUUUGGAGGAUGAAGAGAAAGACAAUUGUAUGGAAGAAUGGCAUUCUGAAAUGAGAGCUGCAGAGAGAGAUCUAGAAGAACUAAAAGCUGAAGAGGAAGAGCUUCAAAGAAAGCUCUUAGAACUGCAGGUACAGAAAGAGCAAACCCUUGCUCAGAUAGAUUUUAUGCAAAAACAAACAAAUAGAACUGAAGAACUACUGGAUCAUUUGAGUUUGUCUGAGUGGGAAGUCAUUGAGUGGAGUGAUGAUCAAGCUGUAUUUACCUUUAUUUAUGAUACCAUAGAACUCACCAUCACCUUUGGAGAGCCAGUAGUUGGUGUCCCUUUCCUGGAAAAGCCUUAUAGGAAGAUUGCUGACCUGAAUUUUCAGUCUUUGCUAGAUGAGGAUAAAGCUCCUUCUUCCUCCCUUUUGGUUCAUAAACUUAUUUUUCAAUACAUUGAGGAACAAGAAUCCUGGAAGAAGAUAUGUACAACACAGCAUCAAGUACCCAAGAUGCUUCAGGAAUUUUCACUGGUAGUGAGUCACUGCAGACUCCUUGGAGAAGAGAUUGAAUUUUUAAAGAAAUGGGGACCAAAUUAUAACCUAAUGGACAUAUAUGUGAAUAAUACUGAAUUGAGGCUUUUAUUCUCCAGCUCUGCAGCAUUUGCAAAGUUUGAAAUAACUUUGUCUCUCUCAGCCCAUUAUCCAUUGGUCCCAUUACCUUUUACCAUUCAAAAUCACCUUGGGAACACUGGCCAAGAUGAAAUUGCUUCCAUUAUAUCUAAAGUGCCAUUAGAGGACAACUAUUUGAAGAACAUAGUCAAGCAAAUUUCCCAAGAUCUACUUCAGGACUGCGACUUCUACCCCUAGACCCAUGGACCACAACUGUAACAACCAAACAAUAGUACACACACUUGGGGUGUUAUGUCAGGGUUUCCACUGCUGUUUAACCUUUUUCUUUAGAUCAAAAAAGCCUGGUAAAAUUUCUCUGACGAUGUUACAGUUAAUUUGUAUGGUUAAUUUUUUUUUUUUUUU